AUGAGAACCCAGUUGAUCGAUUUAUUGAUCUGGCGCCGGCGUACUGAGCCAUCCAGUCUUGCGUCACUGAUCGAUGAUUGGCCAACACGCCUUAUAACUGUCGCUUGUUCUGCUGCUGCUGCUGCUGCUGCUGCUGCUGCUGCUGCUGCUGCUGCUGCUGCUGCUGCUGCUGCUACUACUACUACUACUACUACUACUACUACUACUACUACUACUACUACUACUACUACUACUACUACUACUACUACUACUACUACUACUACUACUACUACUAUCUCUGACGAUGGACUCCUGCAUGAGUUCGGAAGCCCAGAACAAUAA
Molecule: messenger RNA, 321 nt
Organism: Spirometra erinaceieuropaei
Lineage: Eukaryota; Metazoa; Platyhelminthes; Cestoda; Diphyllobothriidea; Diphyllobothriidae
Source: the annotation of a GenBank genome assembly